AUGGCUUCAAUGAUUGCACCCCAGAUGGCACUCCGGGCUUUCAGAUCCACCCCAAAGGCUGCCCCCUGGGCCAAGCUCUCUGCUCAGCUGCCACGAGCCCAACCUGCUUUCCGCCGGUUCUUCGCUGCGGCUCCCCAGGAACAGCCGCGCCUGCGUCUGGGGUCAACUGCCCCCAACUUCAAAGCAUUGACCACCAAGGGUGAAAUUGACUUCCACCAGUUCAUCGGCGAUAGCUGGACCAUCCUGUUCUCCCACCCGGCCGACUUCACCCCCGUCUGCACCACCGAGCUGGGUGCUUUUGCGAAAAUGAAGAAUGAAUUUGACAAGCGUGGCGUGAAGAUGAUCGGCCUGAGCGCCAAUGACAUCGGUUCCCACGGUGAAUGGAUCAAGGAUAUCAACGAAAUCUCCUCUACUGACGUGCAGUUCCCCAUCAUCGCCGACGCCGACCGUAAAGUCGCCUUCCUGUACGACAUGAUUGACCAGCAGGACCUGGAUAACAUCGACCAAAAGGGCAUCGCAUUCACCAUUCGGUCUGUCUUCAUCAUCGACCCUAGCAAGAAGAUCCGUCUUACUAUGAUGUACCCCGCCUCGACUGGUCGUAACUCGACCGAGGUCCUCCGAGUCAUCGACUCUCUUCAGACUGGCGAUAAGAAGGGGGUGACUACCCCGAUCGACUGGCAAGUCGGCGACGACGUCAUCGUGCCCCCCUCCGUUUCCACCGCGGACGCGAAGAAGAAGUUUGGCGAGGUUCGCGAGAUCAAGCCGUACUUGCGGUACACUAAGAUCUAA
Molecule: messenger RNA, 789 nt
Organism: Penicillium cataractarum
Lineage: Eukaryota; Fungi; Ascomycota; Eurotiomycetes; Eurotiales; Aspergillaceae
Product: peroxiredoxin
Exons: 3
Coding region: 1-789 (262 amino acids)
Biological process (GO): cell redox homeostasis; cellular response to oxidative stress; cellular oxidant detoxification
Cellular component (GO): mitochondrion; cytosol
Molecular function (GO): thioredoxin peroxidase activity
Source: RefSeq, a predicted model, not a curated record